Molecule: messenger RNA, 996 nt
Organism: Bathycoccus prasinos
Lineage: Eukaryota; Viridiplantae; Chlorophyta; Mamiellophyceae; Mamiellales; Bathycoccaceae
Exons: 1
Coding region: 1-996 (331 amino acids)
Biological process (GO): ribosomal large subunit biogenesis; rRNA processing
Cellular component (GO): nuclear periphery; nucleolus; preribosome, large subunit precursor
Source: RefSeq, a predicted model, not a curated record
AUGAAAGCGUUAGAAAGCAUACAAGCAGAUCGACGGAAACAGCAACACUCGAAUCACCCCUCGCACUCUUCUCGCGACGCGAACAAAGUUUUCGUCAACAACAAAACGGGAUUGAAGCAAUCUUUGGAAGAUUUUCAGUGGACGAAUAAAGCGAAUUGGUUCGACCAUCUCGUCGUCGUUGGAGAGAACAGAGAGGAAAAGUUAGAAACGGUGGAUGAUGAUCUCACUCGAGAGACGUUCUUUUACGAACGGGCGUUGGAGUCGGCGAACCAGGCGGUGAAGAAGUUGAAGAAACUCGGAGUUCCAGUGAAGAGACCGCACGAUUAUUACGCGGAGAUGGUGAAAUCGGACGAACACAUGAAGAAAGUCCGCUCGGAGUUGAUGUAUGAGCAGCAACAGUUAGAAAUUAGAGACGAGAGACGAAAGACGAGAGAGGCAAAGAGAUACGGCAAGCAAGUCCAAGCCGAAAAAGUGAAGCAACGAACGCUGGCGAAGAAGGAAGCUAUUAAAGACUUAGAUAAAUGGAGGUCGCAGAGGAAGAAGUCUGGGUUCGCAGACGACGGGAAGGCGCCGUUUGAAGGUGCCGGCGGAGAUGUGAAGAGAAAAAGAGAAACCCGAGACUCUAAGUUUGGUUUUGGCGGCAAAAAGAGGGUGCGUCGUUUUAUUUUGUGUUGUUCUUUCAAAGAAUUCGUCUCGUUUCUUCCAUUUCGUUUAGGCGGAUAUAGGGGGUGCUGCCCGCAUCCCCUGCAUCAAUGCGACUGGGGCAUCGAAAACUUCCACGGUGUAUAUCCCUGCUCAAACGCCUUACAUAGACCGGCGGUUGUAGGCGUCAGCAAUUUAUUUUGUUUUCGCCUCCCUAACCGGGGUGAGCAUAUUCCAUUGCCUAGGCAAAGCGGCGUCGCUGCAGUUAUGUCACGGGACAGACCAUGCUAUCUAUAUUCUUCUUCUCUUUCUCUUUCUUUCUCGUUUACUUGUUUAGUCCUUCGUCAUCCAUGA